Molecule: messenger RNA, 252 nt
Organism: Emiliania huxleyi CCMP1516
Lineage: Eukaryota; Haptophyta; Isochrysidales; Noelaerhabdaceae
Exons: 2
Coding region: 1-252 (83 amino acids)
Source: RefSeq, a predicted model, not a curated record
AUGGCCUCCCACCGCAUCGGCGCGCGCGUCGCGGGCCUCUCGCCAGCGCAGCUGUGCGCCAUCAUCGAGGCGCAGGCGGGCGCGAGCGACGCCGCGUUGCGCGUGGCGGAGGAGCACGCCGCUCGGCUCGUGGAGCAGCCCGAGUGGGUGCUCUCCGAGGUCCUCCUCUCGCCGGACCUCGCCCCGCACAUCCUCGCCCAGCUGCCGACCACGGAGCACGCCGCCAAGGGGACAAAAAUAGCCCCAUCCUAA